AAGAUACCAGUAGCACUGUAUUGCCUAAGUGUCUUUGGCUUUCGCUUUGCAAGUUCCUGUUUUCAGACGCUUUCCACCAUGGUCGAGCCCUUCUUGGGAACCUGGACACUGGAAUCCAGUGAAAACUUUGAGGCAUACUUGGAACAACUGGGAAUACCCGCUGCCUUCCGGCACUUGGCCGCGUUAGAGAAGCCAAGAAUCACUAUCAGAUCCCACGGGGAGAAACUGAGCAUCAAAACUCAGAGCUCCCUCAAGACCACGGAGAUCUCCUUCAGGCUGGGGCAGCAGUUUGAUGAAACCACUGCCGACAACCGGAAAGUGAAGAGCGUCGUAACAUUAGAUGGUGACUCCCUGGUUCACGUCCAAAAAUGGCAUAAUAAAGAAACAACAAUCAAAAGGCAAAUUGUAAAUGGCAAAAUGGUAGCGAAACAUGCCAUGAAUAAUGUUGUCAGCACGCGAGUCUACACAAAGACAUGAAGAAAGUGCCUGCCUCAGUGAGAACUUGUUCACUCACAGGAAACCGGGGCUUGAAGAUAUAUGGCUUUGGGCCAGUGAUUUAACAACAACAAAAAAAAUGCUCAGCAUGAAUUUGCUCAAUAAAACCAUCAAAUUAA
Messenger RNA from Hipposideros armiger (great roundleaf bat), 614 nucleotides. RefSeq names its product fatty acid-binding protein 9-like. NCBI's taxonomy places the organism in Eukaryota, Metazoa, Chordata, Mammalia, Chiroptera, Hipposideridae. The record is from RefSeq and is a predicted model, not a curated record. The coding region runs from base 79 to 477 and encodes 132 amino acids. Gene Ontology annotation, molecular function: lipid binding. The transcript is spliced from 4 exons.